Messenger RNA from Rhopalosiphum padi (bird cherry-oat aphid), 2082 nucleotides. RefSeq names its product GMP reductase 2-like. The record is from RefSeq and is a predicted model, not a curated record. The transcript is spliced from 7 exons. Bases 284 to 1342 code for a protein of 352 amino acids. Gene Ontology annotation, biological process: nucleotide metabolic process. NCBI's taxonomy places the organism in Eukaryota, Metazoa, Arthropoda, Insecta, Hemiptera, Aphididae. Gene Ontology annotation, cellular component: GMP reductase complex. Gene Ontology annotation, molecular function: GMP reductase activity.
AUUUAUAAUAAUAAUCAGUAGGUAGGUGAUUUUUGUAUAAUAUAAUUAUAUAUAUUAAGCCACAAUCUGAAUAAUAUCAAUAGUUAUUAAUAAUAAAUAAUAAAAUAAUAUUAAAAAGCGACGACGAAAGUCCGAAAGUUGGUGUCGGCUACGUCGAGUGCGUUUUCAGCGACCGUUGGUGCAUCAUCUCACGUUCACGCCACCCGCUCAGCCGUUAUAGCACGCGCAUCACAUUGAUCGGUGUCUUCCAUACAAGUCUAGGAGUCGUUGGUCGUUCGUAAACAUGCCGAACAUAAUCAAUGAGGUGAAGUUGGACUUCAAAGACGUGCUGCUUAGGCCGAAAAGGAGCACACUGAAGACCCGGGCUCAAGUGGACUUGUUUCGACACAUUACGUUUCGUAACUCCAAACGCACAUAUCAGGGUAUACCGAUGAUGGCAUCCAAUAUGGACACUGUCGGAACGUUCGAAAUGGCAGCUGCCCUGGGAAAACAUGGGCUAUUUACUACAAUCCACAAAUAUUAUGAACCUGAAGAAUGGUUAGAAUUUGCCAACAGCAAUAAAGACAUUUUACCUCAUAUAGCUGUUACUUGUGGUAUAAAUGAUCACGAAUUUGAAAAACUCAAAAGAAUAUUGGAAGCUGUACCAGAUAUAUCUUUUAUCUGCCUUGAUGUAGCUAACGGUUACACUCAACAAUUUGUGGAUAUUGUUCGUAAAACGCGUACAGCAUAUCCACAACAUACCAUAAUUGCUGGCAACGUGGUUACUGGUGAAAUGGUUGAAGAAUUAAUUUUGUCUGGUGCUGAUAUCAUUAAAGUUGGUAUUGGUCCUGGAUCAGUAUGUACCACACGCAUUAAGACUGGUGUGGGUUAUCCUCAGUUAAGUACAGUUAUUGAAUGUGCUGAUGCUGCUCAUGGUCUGCAAGGACAUAUUAUUUCUGAUGGUGGAUGUGUUUGUCCUGGAGAUGUUGCCAAAGCGUUUGGUGCCGGAGCAGAUUUUGUUAUGCUUGGUGGCAUGCUAGCUGGGCAUGAUCAGAAUGGAGGCGAGUUAACCAUUAAACCAAAUGGUACUAAGUGUAAAUUAUUUUAUGGUAUGAGUUCGUUAACAGCUAUGAAGAAACAUUCUGGGGGCAAAGCAGAGUACAGAGCUGCUGAAGGUAAAGCUGUUGAAGUACCAUACAGAGGUGAUGUAAAUGACACUAUUCUUGAUAUACUUGGUGGACUUCGUUCAGCAUGUACUUACACUGGAGCACAUACAUUAAAAGAGUUGCCUAAGCGUGCCACAUUUAUUCGAUGCACUCAACAAGUAAACUCUGUGUACUCCAACAUAACUACUCGAGAAUAAUUACCCAUGUUCUAUAAUAUUGUAUAAUGUAUAUUGUACAUGAUAAUAAAGGUAUUUAUUUACCUGAUAUAUGGUAUAAUAUUCAAUUAUUGAUUCUAUAGUAUGAAUUAUUCCAAAGUCACAUUUUACAUUACCUGAGCGUCUGUAAAAUUUAAGACUGUAUUUUUAAAAGUUGUAUGAUAGCUUUUAUUUUUAAAAAUAAUUUCAAUUUUGUGAUCGAAAUAUUUUCUCAUUGUUAUUAAUAUUAAUUUAUUAUUCGUAAUCAAUAAUUAGUUAGUGAUGUUAAAAUUAAUUUAAAAAUACAAUUUAGGUUAGGUCUGAUUUUUAACACAUUGAUUUUUUUUAAUAUUUAAAAUUUUAUUCUUAAUAUUUUGAACAUAAAAUAUUAUGUUAGAUUUAUUACAACUGUUUAUUUACCUUAAACAAAAAGUAACUCAAAUUCUAUGCAAUAUAAUUCAAAAACUGUGAUGUGAUUUUUUUUCUAUCUUUAGGAAUAUUUUUAGUUGUAUAAUUUUUAAUUAUAUUUUAUAACAUAAGUUUUAAAAAUGUAUUAGUUAUGUUGAUUUUUAUAGAUUUCUAAUCCUAUUUAUGAUCUGACAACAAUUGAAUAAUUUAAUGCUAAUAAUUAUUAAAAAAAUAAACAAAUUUAUUUUGAGUAUUUGUAAAAUUAUUUUAAAACUACUAUAAUUUACUUGUAUUUUAAUUGUUUAAUCAACUAAUAAACUAAAAUUUGAUUUAAA